Molecule: messenger RNA, 4253 nt
Organism: Aspergillus ibericus CBS 121593
Lineage: Eukaryota; Fungi; Ascomycota; Eurotiomycetes; Eurotiales; Aspergillaceae
Product: acetyl-CoA synthetase-like protein
Exons: 2
Coding region: 324-4151 (1275 amino acids)
Molecular function (GO): phosphopantetheine binding
Source: RefSeq, a predicted model, not a curated record
UUGAGGCCCGGCUAGCCUCUUUGGGGCCCCUGGGAUUUGCAUGUGAUCGAGCCGGGGGGUGGCCGCCCAGCUUCACUCGCUCUCACUUGCUACAUAUCGCCCUCGCCCCCCACUGCCUCGUACACACUAAUUCUCAACAGGUGCCAGAUUGGAGUUGCCUCGUGUCCAGCAUGUUGUUUGCUUUGUUCUCAAAAGAAGGCCGUGGAAACCGGCCGCUCGCCCGUCGACUUAAAUACCCCCCUGGCCCACCCUGAGUGCCUACCCCUUGAACGGUGGCCGAUCUCCUCUUCUCCUCCAUCGCCCUCUCUUUCUUCCCCCACACAAUGGCCGUCAUCGAUGUCACCAAAGAUCUGUCGGCUCUCUUUAGCAAACAGGUCCAGGCCACUCCCGAUGCAAUCGCUCUGGAGGAUGACAAAACUACAUACACCUAUGCAGAGCUAGAUCGGGCGGUCGACACUCUCACUCUCCGCCUCCGUCACUACGGCGUCGGGCGGGACACCUUGGUCGGAGUGCUGCUCCCGCGCAGCAGUGACUAUGUCAUUGCUUGUCUCGCCGCCCUCCGGGCCGGCGGCGCGUUCCUGGUUCUUGAGCUGGCAUACCCCCCCGACCUCCUGGACGAUGUCAUUCGUGACGGAAACCCAGCAGUAAUCAUUACCUGCCAGGCCGAACUCGGCAAGAUCAAGGCCGACGUCCCCCUCAUUUCGCUGGAUGAACCGGCAUCAGAGACCAACGGUGUGUCGGAGCUGCCUCCUCUCCCAGCGGACGAUGACUUGGAUCGACUAGCCUUCGUUUCAUAUUCGUCCGGUACCACCGGCAAGCCAAAGGGGAUUGCCAACCCCCACCGAGCUCCCGUUCUUUCCUAUAAUCUGCGAUUUGGCGUGCAGGAUCUUACUCCCAGCGACCGCGUCGCGUGCAAUGUCUUCUUCAUCUGGGAGAUCUUGCGCCCGUUGCUGCGGGGAGCGACCGUCGUCGCGGUGCCCGAUGAAAUCAGUUACGACCCGGCUGCGCUGGUCGAGCUGCUCGCGGCGAAGCGUAUCACGGAAACCCUCAUGACCCCCACUCUGCUCGCGACUGUUCUCGCCCGCCAUCCUCACAUCGGCUCUCGCCUGCCGGAUCUCCGCACGUUGUGGUUCAAUGGCGAGGUGGUGACGACGGAUCUCGCCCGUCGAGCGAGCAAGGCCCUUCCAAAGACUCGCUUGCUCAAUUGCUACAGUGCCUGCGAAACCCACGAGAUUGCUUGCGGCGAUAUCCGGGAGAUGAUCGACGAACAGGCGCUAUACUGUCCGGUCGGGCCACCGAUGGACCCGAAGAACACACAUAUUCUCGACGAUAACCAGCAGCCGGUGGAGAACGGGGUGAGCGGGGAGCUGUUUGUGGCUGGUCCACUGCUUGCCCGUGGGUACCUCAACCUCCCCGAGACCACCGCCAAAGCAUUCAUUCAGAACCCCUUUGAUUCACAACCGGGGGCCCGUCUGUACCGAACCGGCGAUCUCGCCCGCCUGCUUCCGUCCGGACUCCUCGAGAUCACCGGUCGCGUGGGGUCGAUGAUCAAAUUGCGCGGAUACUCGGUGGUUCCCGCCAAGGUGGAAAACGAGAUUGUUAAGAACCUUGCGGUCAGCCACUGUGCGGUCGUGGCCCACGGUGAAGGCCUAGAGCGGCAGUUGGUGGCGUACAUUGUGCCCGACCAGGACCAGCCCGCCGGUCGGCCGGUGGUUGAGAUCAACGAGGCGGGCAAUAGCCCCGGCGCGCGUCGCACCCUCGCGCAGUCCCUGGCACACUACAUGAUCCCGUCGCUGUGGGUGACGCUGGACGAGCUGCCGACGCAUGAGGUGACGGGCAAGGUCGAUCUCAAACGCCUGCCGGCCCCGCGCCCCGCCGAUCAUGUCAACGGAAACGGAACGCCCGUGGAGCAAGACCCGAUCGGCAUCGAUCAAGUAGCGGCCAUCUGGGCUGCAGCUCUCAAAACCUCGCGCACCCUGCUCAAGCCCGGCGACGAUUUCUUCGAUCUGGGCGGACACUCCUUGUCUUUGGCGGAUCUUUCCUCGAGGAUGUCUCGACACUUUGGUUUCCGGGUUCCGAUCGCCCGGCUCGCAGAGAACUCGACUCUGACUGGCCACCUUGAGACCGUCCGUGCCAUUAGGGACGGACACACGGCCGCGGUGCAAGCCGACUUACCGGCUGUCCUGCGUGCCGAUGCUACCCUGGACGAUGAUAUCCGACCGUCCAAAGCUACCAUCCGCUCCGUCGACCAGGCCGACACGGUGCUCCUGACGGGUGUGACCGGAUUCCUUGGCGCGUUCCUUCUUCACGACCUGUUGGAGAGUACCUCGGCUCAUAUCAUCUGUCUCGUGCGAUUUACUGAUCCGGCUGACGAUGAUCAGCCUGGUGGAGUGGCGAGAAUUCGUCGAAACCUGCUGGACCUGGGGCUGUGGCGUGAUUCUGUCAUGGAGCGCGUCGAGAUUCUUCCCGGAAACCUCUCCCGCACCCGCUUCGGUCUGUCGCCGGAAGCAUUUGACGAGCUCGCCUCUCGGGUGCAAGUCAUCGUCCAUGCGGCUGCCACCGUCAACCUGGUCUACCCCUAUGCCGCCCUGCGCGGUCCCAAUGUCGGCGGUACACGUGAAAUCCUCCGCCUGGCAUGCAAAGGGGGUGCGACCGUGCAGUACGUGUCCACCAAUGGUGUUCUCCCCCCGUCACUGGAGAAGGGCUGGUCGGAGGACACCAUGUUGGACGUAGAUGAUGUGCCAGAGAAGUUGUUGGAUGGCUAUGGCCAGACCAAAUGGGUGGCUGAGCAGCUUGUGCUGGAAGCCGGUCGUCGUGGGCUCCCCGUGAAGAUCCACCGCGCAGGAACUAUCAGUGGCCACAGCCAGACGGGUGCGGCCAAUGCCUGGGAUCUUCUGUCGGCCUUGAUCGUCGAGUCGAUCAAACUCGGCUACGCGCCGGAUGUAGACGGCUGGCGGGCGGAGAUGACGCCCGUGGAUUUUGUCAGCAAGGCCAUCAUUCAUCUGGCUAGUCAGACGCACGCCGAGCAGACCGUUUUUCAUCUCGGCGAUCCCAACCCGGUUGAUACGCGAUCAGUCUUUGCGGCACUCAAUGAGCUCGGUUAUCCGACCAAGUCUGUGGGCUGGGACGAAUGGGUCUCCCUGUGGAAUGAGAAACGCGGUGCCGUCAAGGGUGGUGACGGUGCCUUUACUGUCGACAUCCUCCGCAGUGGCAUGCCCACGGUGGAGUUCCUCCGGGGCAUUGUGGUGCUGGACAAUGCUGCCACUCGGCCCUUCCGGGCGGUCGUGGAACGGCCCAAGGUGGACCGGGCCUUGCUCGAGACUUACACGCGGCACUGGUUCGCCCGAGGCUGGCUGCCCCGGCCUCCUGUUCGCCAGCAGGCAAAUGGUGUUGCUAAGCCCGCCCACAAGGGCGCUCUGAGCGGCCGGGUGGCCGUGGUGACGGGGGCGUCUUCUGGUAUUGGCGCUGCGGUGGCGGUCGCUCUGGCCCGGGAGGGAUGCCAUGUCGCCCUGGCCGCCCGACGCGUGGACGCCCUCGAAUCCGUCAAGGGCCGGAUCACAGCACAGGGGAGCAAGGCCAUCGUUCGCCAGACCGAUGUCACAAACAAGGCGCAGGUGGAUGGCCUCCUUCAAGCCGCCCACGACGAGCUCGGGCCGGUGGACAUCCUCGUGUCGUGCGCCGGAGUCAUGUACUUUACCAUGAUGGCCAAUGUGCAGACGGAGGAAUGGGAGCGCACGGUCGACGUCAACUGCAAAGGUCUCCUCCACUGCCUGUCGGCGAGCGUGCCGGGCAUGCUCUCGCGCGGAGGUGGCCAUAUUGUGGCGAUUUCCUCUGACGCCGGACGCAAGGUGUUCCCGGGCCUGGGUGUGUACUCGGCCAGCAAGUUUUUCGUCGAGGCCACGCUGCAGUCGCUCCGGCUGGAGACGGCGGGCACGGGUCUGCGGGUGACGAGCGUGCAGCCAGGCAACACGGCGACCGAUCUGCUGGGAAUGUCCACGGAUGCGGAAGCCAUCAAGAAGUACGGCGAGCCGACGGGGGCGCAAAUCCUCGAUCCAGAGGAUGUUGCCAACUCGAUUGUGUACGCGUUGCGCCAGCCGGCCCAUGUGUCGGUGAACGAAGUCUUGAUUGAGCCGCGGGACGAGCCGAUCUAGUGGAAUGGAAGUUAGAGUUUAUAGACAUAGAUAUUAUAUAAGGAUAAUGGGAUAAUUUGCAGUUGACGAACUCUAUCUACCUUACUUCAAACAGGAUGCCGC